AUGACCGUGGAGGCGCUCCUCUUCAGCGUCCUGCAUCGGCCAGCUCCAGUCUACUUGACUUCGGUUAAGUCCAUUGAGUACGAUGCCGCUGGAAACUGCAUACGGUAUUCGGGCAAGAACUGCGAGGGAAUCUGCAGUGUGCUUCGUGCACUCAGAACGCCGUGCAAUGGCAGUGGCAGCACUUUGCCUGAAUGGGAGGCGCUGCAGCUUCAGCUGCGAUCUCAAGAGCAGCACGAUCGGCGAGUGGGCUGCGGCCGAAGCAGCCGCAGUGGCAGUGCGGUGGUACCCGACCAUCACACGAUGCAAAGAAAGCGAGGCAACCAUGGCAACCUGGAAAAACUGCUCGUGGAUCUGGCCGAACGCCCGCUUUCGCAAGAGGAAGUUGCUGUUGUACUGCGAGAGGAGAUGGAGCUCUGGCAUCGCAACCCGAAGUUUGCAACCGCCCUUCUUAAAGCACUGGCGACAAGAAAUCUGCCUUCGAUAGCUGCCGAUGUUCUGGCCGUCAUGGCACAUCAGUCUGUCGAUGUGAACGUGAUCCACUGCAACGCGGUGCUUGAUGCAUGGGACAAGGGGCGAUCAUGGUGCGAGGCGGCCGAACUCCUAGAUGAUAUGAAACAAUCGAUGUUGAAACCAGAUUCGCUUAGCUACACCUCCCUCAUCUCUUCUUGUUCCAAGGACAGCUUAUGGUCCAAAGCACAGCAGCUACAUAGUGAUUGCCGAAGGGCAGGAACAAGGAGAGAUUCGGCGCUUUACAACGCUUUCUUGGCCGCCUCGCCUUGGUCACGAGCCUUGCUCGAAGUCUCCGCCAUGGUGCAGUCGAGGCUUAGGCUUGGCAAGGUGAGCUACAGUGCGGCUGUCUCGACCUCUUGCUCCUGGGAACAUGUGUGCAACAUGAUGGCCCGCUCAAAGGCCUGCUCCGUCCUGCCAGACCAGAUCAUGCACAACCACUUCAUAUGUGGCUUGAACUCUGCCUGGUGGCUGACUGUGGAUGCUUUGGAAAUCAUGAGGCUCAGGAGAGUGAAUCCAGAUAAUGUAAACUUGAAAUCUGCGCUGACUUCAGUCGCAGCUGGAAGCCAAUGGCUGCUGUGUCUGCAUAUGAUGACUCUGAUGCGGCAACCGAAGCCUUUGGCGGGACAGCGCCAAGUCUCCGCCCUACGCGGCGACCUUCGACUGAGUGUUGCCAAUGCGGCGCUGACGGCCAGGUGGGCAAACUGGGGACAAGCGCACAUCGUCUUUCAGGACCUGCAAAGAUCAGUAUGCAGGCCAGACCAAGUCUCAGUGAACACGGUCAUAAAAGCUUGUGGAGAUGGAGAUGUGGCCGCCUGGACUGUAGCACUGCUCUUGCUGAAGGAGAAGAUUGAUCUUGUUGGACUGAACAGCGCAGUCACCGCACUGACGAGGUGCAGCGUCUGGCGGAGUGUACUUCAGCUUGCAAGCAGUGGCAAAGGUUUGGGACUGCAGCCGGAUGCUUUUACGCACAGCGCAACACUGCGAUCGAUGCCAGAAGGGUGCUGGCAGCAAGCGCUUUGCCUGCUUGACUUGCUCUCCCUUUCCUCUCCGAGCCUCGUUGCGGUAAAUGCAGCUGUCGGUGCCUGUGCUCGGGCAUUGGAGUGGGAAGCUGCCUUGCAGAUUUUCGAGCAGAUGACACAGUGGAGGCUGAAGCCAGAUCAGUUCACACGGAGUUCGCUUAUCAGUGCAUGUGAGCCUGGGCAGUGGCAGCUUGCUAUCCUCAUUGCCGUCUCAUCGCAAGGCAUCGAUGUCGUGAGUUGCAGUGCUGCGAUCAGCGCCUGCGCAGCUGCGCGAAAUUGGCAGCUUGCGCUCGAGUUGCUGUGGGACAUGGCCACCGCGAAUGUCAGUCCGAACGAAGUUACAUUCAAUGCAGCAUCAAGUGGCUUAGAGAAAGGAAGCCUCUGGCAACCAGCGCUGCAACUCCUUCACUUAAUGCCACCCCUGCGAGUGGCUCCUGGCCGUGUGAGUUACAACGUCGUCGUGUCCGCCAUGCAGAAGGCAGCGAUGUGGCGACUGCCCUGCCAUUUGCUGGAAUGCAUGGGCGACGCUAGCUCAACUCCAGAUGCAGUGUCAAUUGACACGGCGACGCUAGCAUGCACAACCUCCAAUUGCUGGGAGCCUGGUCUAGCCCUUUUGCGUCAGAGUUUGGAAAGCAAGAGCCUCCCAAGCGCUGACUGCUACGCUGCAGUUGUCACAUCCUGUGCUGCGGGCAUGCUGUACAAUCUUGCAGCACAGCUGCUAAACGAGCUGCAGUGGCAGCGUGCUUGGCCGGAUGCCAUGCAGAAGGAAAAAGGUUCGUGGCGACCGGAGAAUCAAUGGGUGAAAAUGGGAGCUCAUCAUACCUUGGAGAUUGAGCUCAACAACAAGCUAACGCUUGGCAAGGACAGGUGGGAUGCCAUGCACCUGCAGCAGCUAGAUGAGGCCACUGAUGUACAUAAGACUUCCGAGGUGGCCGUCCUGCUAAUGGAGGCCUUUGUAGCGCGUCGCCUCGAAGAUUCGGAUGCGGCGUUUGGGCAAGACAGUAUCGUUGAUGCUCACACCCGGGCACUCGUGCGGGGUUACUCUGAGCUGGAUCAGGGGAUUGGGACUCUGAAGCAGCGGGAAGAAGUCGAGCACUGGGGUGCUGCGCAGCUGGGCCGUGCAGCUCGCAGGGCCCUUGCAGAGGGCGACCUCACGGAGGCCCUGUGGGCCAAAUAUGCCGCCCGCACGGAGGAGCUGCUGCCAGAGUUGCGUUUCGAGGAGGCGGCUCGUUUCGCGUCAGCCUUCUCCACGGCCAGAUAUGUUGACUUUGCAUUGUUUGCCAAGCUGUCAGCUAGGGCGUUGGAGUGCUUGCCGCAACAGGCCGUGCACUUGCGAACAAGCGGCAUCGCGCUGCGAGCCAAGCCAGGAAGCGGAACGGAUCUCCGCGCAAGACCUUCGACGAAUGGCAAUCGCCUGUGGAAAGGCUCAAGCCUUCGACAGCGAUUUACUCGAGGGCAUGGUGCCUUUGAUCGCGGAUCGAGUUCAAGAGCUCCGCCCUCGCGAGCUUGUGCACAUUGCGGACGCUUAUGCGCGGAUGCCUGUGCUUGGCCAAGAUAUGGUAACGAACGGCACCUCAAGCAUCAGGAUCUUGCGACACCGGAACAGGUGCAAAAUCCAGAGCUUUUCGCGCUUGUUGCAGAAGCCUUGCCCCGCUAUCUCUACGAUUUGACUCCGCCCGAACUGGCCAGCCUUUGCAGAAGCUUUGCCGAGGCAGCGGUCUUCAACGAGGAUCUUGCCGAUGCGCUUGGGGCGGAGGUCUCCAAGAGAUCCAAAAGCUUCGGCGCCAUGGAGUGCCUGGUCUUCCUCGACGCCCUCUCGCGGCUCCACGAAGGAAUGCCUGAGGAGUUGCGAGCCUCUCGCAAAGAGCGCGACGCGGAGGUCGUCGCCGCCAUCGCCGAGCAGCUCGGUGGCUCCGCCUCUGCUUUGGCUGCCCAGGAUCUAGUACGUGCUUUUUCUGCGUUAGUGCGGCUGGACCACUACAAUCCUCGCCUUGUGCACGGCCGGAUUUGUGCUGGAUUGGCUCUCAAGCUCGAUCAGCUCACAGAGGGCCCGUUGCCUGGUGCUUUCGCGCGUCCUCAGCAGGCGACGCGUGGCUUUGCUGCCUUGGCAGAGCUGCUUCACUGCCUGAGCCUUCUGCCGGCGCAGUCGCACAAAUCCGCUGAACUGGCCGUGGCGGUCAGCCAUUUGAUGACGGAGUUCUUGGGACACAUGCUGAACGACUAUCAGCAGGACAUUGAGCGUCGAGGCACAGCCCCGGGAAAAGACGUCACUGGAUUGAUCGGUCGGCUUCCGGAGCCGAGAGCUUUGGCACUGGCUGCGGCGGCAACUGCACAACUGGGCAAUGCAGGUCAAGAGGACGAAGACCUUCUGCACAUGCUGGGCUCCACCGUGGCAGGUCCCAAGACAUCUUCAGCUCUGCUGGCCCUGGCUUCGGAGGAUGAACUGCACGAGCUGAAGCGAGCUUUUCAGUUGAGCCGAAGUGCUUCAACUGCCGGCGCGGAGGAGGCCAUCGCCGUGGAGAUGCAACAGCGCGGCUUGCGAGCGGGUAUCGCCAACUUCCACCUUCUCACAGCCGUCUUGGCAAAAGAUGUCCACAGGGUUUCUCUUUCGCUGCCAAAGAAGAGGGCAACAACGACAAACUACGACAAAGCGCUGGUACGCUUCUUCGAGCAGGUGUAUCAGGGCAUCAAAGACCACAUCAACCUGGAUUUGGUGAAGUGUGUGCUGCUGGCCGGUCCAGGCUUUGUGAAGGACGACUUUCUGGGGUGGAUGCUUCAAAAAGCGACCCAGUCGGGGGAUACGCAGUUGCUGCAGAAGAAGAGCAGCUUCGUGUCCGUCCACGCAUCCUGUGUGCAUAAGCAAGCGCUGAAGGAGUUGCUCGCAGACGAGCAGGUGCAAAAAAGCAUCGCCAACACAAAGGCAGCCGCUCACUUGAAGGCGCUGGAGGAGUUCUACAUGAUGGUACAAAAGGAGCCCGAUCGAGUUUGCUACGGUCCGAAGCAGGUCCAUGAAGCCAUCGAGAAAUGUGCAGUCCAAACCCUCAUGGUGGUGGAUUCGCUGUUUCGGAAUGCGAACGUGAAGUUGCGGAGACAGUACGUUGACAUGGUUGAGACGGCGAGAGACCAGGGCGCCAGCUGCCAAAUUUUCUCCUCGCAGCAUGUCAGCGGCGAGCAGCUUCAGCAACUCAGCGGCAUCGCCGGCAUCCUGCGCUUCCCGCUGCCAGAAAUUGGCGACAUCGACAGUGAUGCGGGACUCAGCGACGCCGGUGCUGAAGAGGAGAAGGAAAAGAUGCCGCAGGAGGAUGCCGACGACUUUAUGUGA
Molecule: messenger RNA, 4851 nt
Organism: Symbiodinium sp. CCMP2456
Lineage: Eukaryota; Dinophyceae; Suessiales; Symbiodiniaceae
Source: the annotation of a GenBank genome assembly